AUGCAUGUACAUUAUAACAGUUUCAUAUGUAUGCACCGAUUGAUGGAAGUAACAAUGACGAAGUACCUCUAUAGAGCCCCAAUCAAUAUCUACCGUCAACUGCAAGUGGAUCUUCGAAAGCCAUGCCAUAAAAGUAUAAAGUGGGAACGUAGCAUUGCUGACUUAAAUAAAUAUAUUUGUAAAUUAGAUGACCAACUUACAAACUUCCAUUAUACAGUGUACCAAAUGUAUACAACAACAUCUAAUACUAUUGGCAGUUAUAUUGCAAUUAAUGAAAAAAAAAUCGUAUUCACCAUAAGAAUAGAACGAUUCGAUUUAAAUAGUGCAAUAGUUGCUAACGUGAAAAAUUACCUCGGCUAUGACAAAGGAGAAUUGUUUUGUUAUCUUGAGAUCACCGAAAAAGAUAUAGUUACAGACGACAACUACGCUACAAUGAGUUAUUCUGAUACGGAACGUGUAACAUUUUCCUGUGACCGAUACACAGACAUUGCCGAAGAUAUAUCAAUUGGUUUGAUUGACAGUAGAGGGGACAACAUACAGACGGUAAUAGGAACUUUAUAUAGUGAGUUACUCGAUGUCAGUAAAAAUGGAAGUAUGCUGUGUUGUGUAUAUUACGAAAAGACUCAAUCAGACGGAACUCAAUAUAUCAACCGGGUCAUUGCAAAUAAAACCUUAUUGGUAUGCAAGAAGAACGAGUUUAAUCAAACUGAGACUACGGAUGCAGAUACGUCUCUUGCGACUAUGGAACAAAUGGUACAGACAUUCACAAACUACGCGUAUUUAAUAAUACCAAUCGCUGUAUUAUUAACCAUAACUAUAAUUACAACUUACAUUUGUAUCAGGAAAAAGAGAAACGGAACUGAAAUUGCUACAGAGCGGAGCAUUUGUGAGAACCAAGACGUAAAUUACGCCACUUUGGACCUCAAAACCAGUGGAAAGAAACCAACCCAGCCGGAUGAACCUCAAUAUGCUCAAAUUAUGGCGGCCAGUAAAUUAUAA
Molecule: messenger RNA, 999 nt
Organism: Spodoptera littoralis (African cotton leafworm)
Lineage: Eukaryota; Metazoa; Arthropoda; Insecta; Lepidoptera; Noctuidae
Source: the annotation of a GenBank genome assembly